AUGUUCACGUACAACCACAUCACGGGGGCGAAGCUGUGCUACAUGCACGUGCCAGUGGAGGUGGACGCAUUCUCUGUUAGGGAAAAGCUCCAACAGGAGCAUCGCGAAGCGAAAGAAGAGAGGCAAAUGGCGUGGGAGGAUUACUUUGCAGCACAAUGGGGCAAGGCCGAGCGCGAGGCCACGACCAAGACCCAGCAGCGUCUGCAGCACCAAAUCGAGCAACUAUCCACGAUUACCGUAACGUCGCGCAACUUUGAGCUGUGGAACACGGCGAUCGAGCGCAAAUAUUACGAAUAUGUCUCGUACUCGUUGCAAGACCUGGCGAUUCGCGACACAUUGCUCACCAACGUGCACUACGGCCUCACCCCCCUCGCCCGAGCCUGCACAAUCAAGGACUACCGCCUCGUUCGAAUAUUGCUCGCGCACGGCGCCGACUCCACGGCCAAAACCCCGUCCAGCCCUUACGGGUACAUGCAAUCCGUCUUCCGCGCAUCCGUAGCCGACGUCCGCGUCUUUGAGCUCUUGGUGCAGUCCCUUCCCCCGUCCCCCGAACUCGAACUGCGGGGGCUAGACGACGACGGCCUCUCGCUGAUGCAUUUGGCCGCGCAAGGGGGCUUUGUAGAUGUCUUGGAAAGGCUGCUGGCGUUGCCCAUGACUCACGACCUCGUGGAUACAACCACCCCCAAGAACAGGUACACGGCACUGCACUAUGCUGUCGCUGGGGGGCACGUCGCGUGUGUGGUUCUGUUGCUGCGGCAUAUGGCGCCUUCGGUUGCCGCCGCGAUGACAUCGGACGGGCGCAAUGCCCUGCAUCUAGCUCUGCGGGUAGAAGGCUCGCACUUUCACCUGGAGCAGCUCGUGGAGAGUUUUGUCAGUGCCAAUUGCGACUCGUGUCUGUUUGAAGCCAUCGACCCAAACGGCGCGACUGCAUUACAUUUGGCGGUUGGUCAAAACCUCGAGCGGAUAGCCCUGCGCUUGAUUAACCUAGGGAAGACCCCCAUGAACGUGUGCACGAAAGGGGGGGUGGCGGCUCUUCACUUGGCCGUGAUGGUGGAAAAUAUGAUGCUGGUCCGGGCGUUGCAGCACCACAACGCUAUGAUCGACAUCAUGGACGACAACGGACAAACCCCCUUACUUACCGCGGCUCUUUUGAACCACACGGAAUGUAUUCGGCUGCUCCUGGAUUGUGGUGCGGACGCGGGGUGCCAGAAUAAGGAAGGCCACGCCCCGCUGCAUUAUUUGGCAUCGUAUUGCACGGACCCAGACACGUUUCAACUGUUUUUCACCAAAGACGUGGACGUCAAUGUGAAAAGUGCCAAGGGCAAUAUGCCUUUGCACUUUGCCGCCAUGAAAGGCAAUGAGGUGGCCGCGAAAAUUCUAGUGCAGCAUGGCGCGGACGUGUCGAUCUUGAACGAAGACAAGCGUAGUGUGAUCUUUCUCGCCAGGCAAUGGGGCCACCUUCAGCUGGAAGAGUACUUCAAGCUCGUCGUGAAAGACUUGGCUGAAGUGACGCCGCCAUCCUCGGACCACAACGACCAAGCAAUAGACGACAACAGCGGCGGCAGCCACCAUCGCAAAACCAAGGCCAUCGGGACCCGAGAACCGCUGAAAAACAAAAAGGCGGGGGUGACGCUGCCCAAAGUUCGCCCUGUCACUGCUGUAGACCCCACCAGUACGAGAGAGUAUGACACCGACGCCGAAUCGGACCCCUGUCGCCAUCCGUGGACGGCGAAAUCGCCGACUCGACAUGUCUGCAUGACGCCGUAUGUCAAGCGACAGCUGUUUGGCCGCGUGCGAGCCCCAAACAAACCCGCGGAUCUCACCGACGAAAUGGACGAGUUGUUCCUAUACAACCAGCCCCCCAAACCUGCCCCCGAGCACCCCCAAGCCAAACACAUGCUGCGACGGUGUAAAACUGGUGUCAACAUCCCGUGGCUGGCAACAUUGCCGUUGGCAUCUGACACGUUGGAACGACGGUUAAAGCCGUCGACCCAGCACCAGCUCAAUGGCUCGAACCAUGUGAAGAGCAUGCCUGAAUUACGAGCCGAGUUUCAAUUCGCACGGAGGUUGGUGUGGCAAGAGAGCGCCGUGACGCGACGGUCGCGGCACGCCCUUCGAAGCCCCACGAUACGUCACGCCCCCUCGUCGUUCGUCGCUGUCAUGACCCAGAAAGUAUUUCACAACACGUGAAAUAAUUCUAUUUCCAUCAUAGUUUUAUCGUUAUGGUUGGUCGUCGUUUAACGAGCUGCCUUUGGCGACGAGAACCACGCGGCCACGCUGAGCCGUGGCUGCCACCACGUCCAACUUGUCUUGCUGGGAUUUAUCCCACUGCAGUGUACACCGAGGGUCGCCGCGAGUUGUGCGCAGCUUGUGCAGCGCUUUGAGCUCGUGGACGCCGGGACAACACACCACCAGCAGCAGCGACUGCGGUGGAAGGUCCGCGGCGAUGUCGCGCACGAGCUCGGAUGCUUUGGCCGGACACGCUGCUUGGCCCCAUGUGAAUGUCGGCGGACAUCCGGUGGUCAGUUGGUGCCCGACGUGGUGGAACACAGUGUCGGGAGAGGUGCACGGAAUGGCGGCGGCGGUGCCCCCUGCGAGCGUGCGGCAUGCGGCGGCAGUGUCGAUGAUGAGAGCCGACUUCUUACGAUGGGCCAGUUCUGUGAGUAGUUUGCGGGGAUGGUUAUCUUGGGCGAUGAUGGACGGAAACAGCGGGCCACGCUUGACCUUGAGCUAGGUUGUGGUGAGUUUAUAGGACCAAGAGAUUUAUUUCU
This is a messenger RNA of Aphanomyces astaci, 2771 nucleotides long. RefSeq lists its product as hypothetical. The coding region runs from base 1 to 2190 and encodes 729 amino acids. The transcript is spliced from 7 exons. The record is from RefSeq and is a predicted model, not a curated record. Gene Ontology annotation, molecular function: protein binding. Lineage: Eukaryota; Oomycota; Saprolegniomycetes; Saprolegniales; Verrucalvaceae.